AAGUUGAGAUUGAGAUGUCUAAAAUUUGCGAAACGAAAAUACCACACGACUCACUUUGUUUUCAAAUUUAUUAUAAUUAUCUAAUUACGUCGUUGUGUAUUUAUAUUGAUCUCAACUUACCUAUUCCAUAGUUCAUAGCAAAUGAGUGCAUUUUGUGAAAAUAUAGUGAUUGAGACACAUUAACGAGUGAAUUCAUGAUGAGUGACUCAAAAUCCUUUGUUAAUUUCUCCUGUCAGCGAUGUUUGCAGCCUUUGAAGCUAGACGAGUCUUUGAACAACCUUGGAGAGCACACUAUCGCGGAUCUAGCGCUCCAGAUACGGAGAAACAAUGAGGUAGACUUGGAUUUGCAAUCAUCAAGUUUAGACCACUAUGUACCACCUUUCCGUAUGACAGAAUCCGGGAACGGAGCAAAUGGAUUUAUGGUCAUCUCAGACGGAUGGGAAACUACAUCUCUUGGUCACCAGCUACAUGUCAAAGCUACUCUAUUUGAUUUAUUAUCAAAUAACUCUGAUGUAGACCACCCUUUGUGUGAUGAGUGCACUGACACACUUUUAGAACUGAUGGACAAUCAAUUACGUCAAACUGAGGCCGAAUGGAAAGACUACAAUGAUUAUUUAAAAAAGUUAGAAGAUGACAAGGAAGAUUUGAAUUUGGAAGGGCUCGAAAAAGAGUUGGAAGACUGGAAACAAGAACAAAGUAGGUUGUUGCAAGAGUUAUCUGCUCUCCAAAAAGAAGAGAGAGCUAUGAAAGACGAGAUAGAGAUCCAGGAACAGGAGAAGGAGAGGUUGGAGAAACAGCAGGAUGUAUAUUGGAAGGAGUACACAAAAUAUCGUAAAGAUUUGAUGACAACAGAAGAUCAAAUGAAAUUUUUUGAAUGCCAGCUUGCAUAUACCCAGACCCAGUUAGAGAAAUUAAAGAAAACAAAUGUAUUUAAAGCUACUUUUCAUAUAUCAGAUUCGGGGCAGUUUGGUAUUAUAAACAAUUUCAGAUUGGGCAGACUGACUGCAGCUCCGGUUGAUUGGUCCGAAAUAAACGCUGCGUGGGGUCAAACAGUCCUGCUAUUAUCAUCUCUCGCUAGAAAGAUCAACUUUUCGUUCCAGCGAUACCGUUUAGUCCCAUACGGCAAUCAUUCGUACAUAGAAGCUUUGGAAGAUCAAAAAAUAUUGCCAUUAUACGGUUCUGGGGGCUUUCGAUUCCUUUGGGAUACUAAAUUUGAUGCGGCAAUGGUAGCAUUUUUAGAUUGCCUCCAGCAGUUCAAAGAGCAAGUUGAGAAAGGGAAUACAGGGUUUUGUCUGCCGUACCGAAUAGAUAAAGGAAAGAUAGAAGAUACGGCAUCUCCGCCACAUGCAUAUUCAAUAAAGAUACAAUUCAAUUCUGAAGAACACUGGACAAAAGCUUUAAAGUACAUGCUGACAAAUCUCAAGUGGGCAUUGACAUGGAUUUCGUCACAAUUCAGCGAAGAUAAAAAUGAACAUUAUUAAUUACUGUGAUAUUAAAGUUUUUGUAUGUAUUGAGAUGUCUUAAUUUUUAGAGGACACUCAAUAUUUUGUAGGUAGUUAAGAUAAUUUAAUGCCGGCAACACACUAUCGCCGAACUCGGACAGAUGCCGACAUGAAAGCAUGAACAUUGUGUGAGGCUUUUAUUUAUCGCAAUGAAAAAUCAUUGAUGUAUGAGUCCAUCAAGUUUGGCGAACUUGUCCGCGAUAGUGUGAAGCCCUACAGCCGGCAUAAAAUUGUCCACAACCACAAUCACAUUUAAAGCUAUGAAGGAUCUUCUCCUCUUUAUUUGAUAGAGCUAUAGAUAUGAUUUUAUUUUAACAGAAAGCUAAAAGAAUGCCUUGAAUGAUUUUUUUUUCAUUGUUAUUAUUAUUCUGUUUUUCCCGAGAGUUCUGUUUGGGCUAUGGUUCAACUUUAUUCUGAAAAUAAAGUCAAUAUAGUAAUUGCUUUUAUAAAUACAAAAGGUCAGCUGAAUGAACAAAUAUGAGACAAAUCCUUCAUAAAUAAAGUUAUAGAAUGAGCGUGUUCCUAUUACUCAGUAGUGCUCUGUGUGUUGUUGUUUACUAUAGGGUUUGACACUGACAUGCGUCGUCUUCGAAAUUUCAUACAAUUUCUACGUUUUUCUGCGUUGUUGAUCCGAGCAAUGGGAACACGCUCUUAUACCAAUUGUUUUCAAUGCUGUGAUUAUAUUAUUUUGUAGAAAUAUUUGAACUUGAUUGUAAUGUAUUAGCCUAAUAAAUAAUGAUUUAAGUAAUUGAUAAAUAAAGAUUUAGUUUAAUAACUUUUUGUUUAAACA
Molecule: messenger RNA, 2292 nt
Organism: Plodia interpunctella (Indianmeal moth)
Lineage: Eukaryota; Metazoa; Arthropoda; Insecta; Lepidoptera; Pyralidae
Gene: Atg6
Product: Autophagy-related 6
Exons: 1
Coding region: 195-1481 (428 amino acids)
Biological process (GO): cellular response to nitrogen starvation; late endosome to vacuole transport; autophagosome assembly
Cellular component (GO): phosphatidylinositol 3-kinase complex, class III, type II; phosphatidylinositol 3-kinase complex, class III, type I; phagophore assembly site
Source: RefSeq, a predicted model, not a curated record